This is a messenger RNA of Xyrichtys novacula (pearly razorfish), 6476 nucleotides long. NCBI's taxonomy places the organism in Eukaryota, Metazoa, Chordata, Actinopteri, Labriformes, Labridae. The record is from the annotation of a GenBank genome assembly.
GUAAAAGAAGAAAGCAAUGCGGAAAUAAAGCAGCGUAAACAGGUCCAGCUGUGGGUCCGAGUCCAGUAUGGAGAGUCCGGAGCUGAGUUUUUCUCUGGCCUACAUCGUGUUCUGUCUCUGCUUCGUGUUCACUCCCACAGAGUUCCGGUCUGCGGGUCUCACUGUCCAGAACUUAUUCAGCUCCUGGCUCGGCAGUGAGGAUGUGGACUUCAUCUCCUACCACGUCCGCAGGACCAGCGUCACUGUGCUGGUCCACUCCGCCCUGCCUCUAGGUAAAGACUCACAAACAUUAACCACAGCUUUGAUGAAGGUUCAAUGCAGUUGUGUAGCAACAGUCAGCCCUAUGUUGAUCGACUGUAUUGAUCCUUUUUGGUGGGUUUUUCUCAAGGAAAUUUAAAAGUAUAAAAAAACACACUUAAUUUGAGAGAAGGCAAAAAAGCACACAGUGUCAGCAAAGUGAUAUUAAAAUGAGUAAAAUUAAGGUGACAGAAAGGGGGGAAAUCGGUGUAAAGAUUUAAAGCACUUUAGAGCUACUGGAGAGGCAGUUGUGUCCUACAGCACCAUGGCAACAAAACAAAAUGUAAUAAUCUACAGCCCAUAAUAUCAUUAAAAGACUGAAAGAAGGUCGAGAAGAUGUUUCAAAGUUCAUUAAAACUAGAAAGGACUCUGUCGUGGAAAUCAUUGCAUGGGCUCAAAAACCGUCAUCUGUGAACACAGUUCAUCACCACAUCCACAAAUGCAGGUAACAUGACAUUCUUUUUGGAAAUCAUGGACUGCAUCCUCUGCUUUAAAGAGCAAAUGGACCACCCGGCUUAUUCUUAGCUCUCAGAUCAAAUCCAGCAUCCCUGAUGGUAAAGGGAUCAUUGGUGUCCAUGUCAUGGUAUCUUUCACAUCUGUGAAGUUUCCAUUCUUAACAUUAUUAACAUACAUAUCAACAUACAGGUUUAGGAGCAAGAUCUGCUGCCAUCCAGACAAAGACUUUUUCAGGGAAGACCUUUACAUUUCAGCGAGACAAUGACAAACCACACUCUGACAACAUAUAUUACAACAGCAUGGCUCUGUAGGAGAAGAGUCUUGCUGAUAAACUGGCCCGCCUGCAGUCCUCCAUUUAAACCUUUGGGAGCAUUAAUUCUGUUUUUGUUAACCCUACGUCCUAACCUUUUUGAAAUCUUGGUUUUAAAGGAAAAUUGCAGUGUAAAAUUAACUUAGGGUCAAACACAUGUAACACCGAGUUAGACACCCCGUCGAGAGAUGAAUGUUGCUGACCGCUUGUUUCUCUAGUUAUACCAGAUUUGGUAACGACCGCACGAUAGCAAUACAUAGAGCCACGCGCUCAACCAAAAAGCCACUCUAUAGCCACAAAUAAUGCUCAGAACAGCACCUAACUUCAUCAACAGUACAGCCACAGUACUAGCCAUCAAACAUCUUUUUAGCUUUGCCUGAUUUCUUUAGCAAAGAGACUAAACACAACUUACCAUCUCACUUCCUGCAGCCGCUUGUUUGUACGGAGACCUCUUGGCGAGUCCAUCGACUACAGCGGGAUGACACAGCUCAAGGAAACUAAUUUAUGAUUAUUACCUCAAGGAAAUGCAAUCAGACCGAGAUGCCAAGGUAGAAGAACUACUGUGUCUGCAGUGCAAAAUGAUUAAUAUGAUGAUUAUUACUUAAAGAAAAUGAUGAAAUGACAAAGAAAUGUUCUUCCUUGAGCUGUGUCACCCCUGCUGCAGUGGAUGGACUCACCUGGAGGUCUCCGUACAAACAAGCGGCUGCUGGAACAGAGUGGGUGAGUUGUGUUUGGUCUCUGCCAAAGAAACCAGGCAAAGUUAAAAAGAUGUCUGAUGGCUAGUACUAUGGCUGGGACCCUAUAUGUACUGUUGAUGAAGUUAGGUGCGGUUCUGAGCAUUAUUUGUGGCUAUAGAGUGGCUUUUUGGUUGAGCGCUGUAUUGCUAUCAUGUGGUCGUUGCUAAAGUUGGUAUAACUAGAGAUGCAAGCGGUCAGCAACAUUCAUCUUUCGACGGGGUGUCUAACUCGGUGUUACGUGUGUUUGACCCUAACUUAAUUUUACACCGGGAUAUCCCUUUUAUUAACAGCUGUUUGACAUUUAACAUUUAAACCUGUUAGUUUCAGUGUUUUUUUAGGUGUGACCACUGUGAGUUGUCAGACAGAUGACACUGAGUCUGAUCUGAUCUUAUUGUGAAUAUAUUGCUCUUAUAUCAGGCCUAAUGUCCUUGUUCUCCUCUGCAGGUUACUACAUGGGCAUGUGUCUGGCUGCUCCUGAAAAAAACCUGACAUACUUCAACCAGGUCUACCUGUCAUUUACCCCCUUUCAUGCAUAAACAAUACCUAAUUACCUCUUUCACAACUUCUCAGCCCUCAAUCCCAAAAUAAUAGUCAGUCCAGGUAGGCCACAAAGUUAGGCUCAGGUCACAGCUGAUCAUAACUCCAAUUGACAGCUCCACUGAUUGCUUUGUCAAAAUGGUGAGUCUGCUCUAACCUGCAUUCUCUCUGCUACCUCUGCGAACCACUUUGCAACCUGCCCCCUUCCCAGCUCCUCUUUAUAUACUAUGUCUGAAUUUUGUGUCUUAUGGAUUGGCACUUAUGUCUGCCCAGUUCUGUACUCUGAAGGUCUUUGCUGCUGCUCUCCCUGCCUUGGCUUUUCAUGUACGCACAUAAAACAGGUGUAAGGAGGUUUACAUAGUACAAACACAAUAGCAAAAACACCAGACAAUAAGGAGAGCAGUAACUAGGACAGGGCAGAAAAACUCCACCCACUGUGAAUGACAUAACCGCCCCGCCUCUGACUUCACACGGAGUCACACGUGUAGGUCACCUGGAAAAGAGAAGAAAGUGUUUAGUGCAGCUUGUGUGGGAUUUUUCAGACUGUCAGAGUAAAGUGGAUUAUCUUUCAGACUGCAAAGUCUCUGAAAACCAAAAUAAAAAAUAUGUAUUUUUGCUUCCUUACUACCCCUGAUUGAACUGUGACUUUUUCAGUAAACAAACUUGAACCCCGCAGUUUGAGUUAAUAUCCUUGUUUCAAAUGAGAUAGUAAUGUAAAGACAAUAAUGACAUAAUACUUAUAAGUGGACAGACAGUGUUGAUACCAUUAUCCUGGUUCUUUAAAUAAAAACUGAAGACAGAUUAGACUGUGUUGACUCUGAGCUCAUCUAUUGAUCAUAAUUGAUCUGUCUUUCUGUCACAUUAUGUUUGUCUAGGUGAGUGAUGGCUGGAGGACGUUCCUGCUCAUCUCGCUUGCUCUUCAGCUGCUUGGCUGGGUGCUUGUCAUCUACUGGUCUCGCCGUAACUGGACCUACCACCCAAUCAGCCGGGCCCUGCAGGCCCAUGUCCGGCCCCCCCACUCCAAUUGGGGCUCUGUGGCCUCUAGCGUCAACACCGAGUUCAGGCGCAUCGACAAAUUUGCUACAGGAGCUCCAGGAGCCCGAGCGAUCAUUACUGACAGCUGGGUGCUGAAGGUGAGACAAACACACAACUCUCAGUUGUCACGGAGUUGGCAGACCCAAACUGCAGCAAAGGGGGUAGAUUCUUAAGAUGUUGUCUCUGGUUCAGGACACUUGUUGUAGCCCAUCUGGGUCCUAAUUCAGCUAAUGCUCAAGUCAGAGAACAAGUCUGAGUCAUCACUGCUGGAGUUCAAGAAGAGUCAGGACAGGAGUGGAGUCUGUGCCCUGGACUGGAGUGCUACAGUUCUGGUUUGCAUACAGCACUCUGUGAACAAUUAGCCUUUCUACUAAUGACCUUUUGACUGUCCGUGAGGAGAAUGUCAAAGAUGGUCCUCUGGACAACUGUCAAGUCGGCAGUUUGAAUCAUGAUUGUGGUUUCGUGUUCUGAAGUAGACCAGGUGAUCCAUGGUAUUUAUACUGUUUUAAUAAUGAGUUGAAAUAAAAUCUUCUCUAUGUUUGAGAAAAGUAUUUUGACAUCUUUGGAACUGUAGACCAUAAUUAUCAUGAUUGAAUUUUUCAGAAACAUAAAUAUCUGAUGGUAAAUAUUGAACUUAUCUUUUUUACUGUAUUCUAAUUUUUCUGAGUCGUGCCUGCACUUUGAUGACCUUCUUCCUCAUGGCACUGACACACCAGGGUGGCCGGGAUGCUAACAGAUGCCCCGCCCACUUUGGCCAUGUCACUUCUUGGCUUAAAUUAAAAAGUCUUUUCAAUUAAAGCAGUACUCCCAGCUAUAUGUAUUUUCUCUAUAUUUCUCCACCAUUUGCUUCUGGCCAUCAGUCACAUCCAGGAUACCAAAAGUCCCAGAAUGCUCCUCACACCAUGGAUGGAGGCAAAUUUUCAAACACAUAGAUGGACAGGUCUGGACUCUGAGGUAGAGUCUGCACUGAGGCUCUCCCUGGUCUCUUAUCUGAGGGACCAGAUAAGAUUUCACAUAAUUUUAUUGGAAAACUCAGAAACCCUGUAUGAACACAUCUGUGAAAAAUCUGAGCUGCUGUAGAGGUCUCUGAAUUAUGACACUGUGACCGUGUUCAUACUUACCUGUGUGUUUAUGUGUGUGUGUGUCAGGUGACCACCUAUCACGUGUACAUGGCCCUGCAGUCAGAGUGUCAUGUGACAGUCACAGAGUCCAGACAGCACCAGUUGAGUCCAGACUCCCCCUCACCCACACAGAUCCUCACCCUGAGAGUGGACAGCAUCAACCCUGCAGCCAGAGCCUUCUACAUCAGGUACACACUCCUCUCAUCUACCUUUGCCUGCCUCUACCUCUACCUCUACCUCAACCUACCUGUGUGUGUGUGUGUUAACUGACCCCUUCUUUCCUGCUUGUCAGUGUGAACUCCACAGAGUACUCUGAGCUCAGGGAGAAGCUCCACGCUCCCAUCAGGAGCUCUGCUAACGUGGUGAUCCAUCAGACCAUCAGUGAGCUCUUUCUGGACACAUUCAGGGCUCAGGUGGAGCUCAACCCCACCUACACACUGCCCAGUGGACAGGUAUGCUCACUACUCCUUCUGUGUGUGUGUGUGUGUGUGUCUAUGACCACCUCUGUAACAUACAGAACAAGUUUCCUUAAACAUAGUUUUAAAUCGGGUGUCUGUGUGUGUGUGUUCAGGAUCUGGAGCCCUGUAUUGGCUGUAUGCAGGUUCUUGCUAACAGCAAGCUGGUCACACUCUGCCACUCUGAAGGUAACACUUGGGUGUAUUAGCUAUAAUGGAUGUCAGUCAGCUCCACCUCUAGAAACUGCAUCCAUUGUGACUAGAACACCUACUAAUAACAUACAACCGCAAUUCAAAACAUAGAAAUAUCCCUUUAAGUGUGCCACUAUGUGUUUGUGUGAAAGUAUGUACUUGUGUGUAACUGUGUGUUUGUUUGUGUGUGUGUGUGUGUGUUUCAGACUCAGACUCGGACUGUCAGCAGUGUUUCUGCAGACCCAUGUGGUGUCUUUCCUGUCUGGGUCGGUGGUUUGCGAGUCGUCAGGACCAGCAGAGACCUGAGACUUGGCUGUCCAGUCGAGUCCCAUGUCCCACCUGCAGAGCUCGGUUCUGCAUCCUGGAUGUGUGUGUGGUGACACGCUGACACGCUUGAGAAGGAGGAGGAGGAGGAGGAGGAGGACUAUUUGAACCCGGUACAGAUGGCUGUCAGUCAUACAGAUAGACAGUCAGGAGUUUAUGAUGAAGCAGCUUUCACUCAGAGUUUCUUCAGAUUAUUUUUACUCAUGUAUCCACACUCAAAACUCAUAUCGGAUUAAAUUACACUCUCCUUAAACAAACGAGAUGGUCUCCUCUUCAUCAGAUAUGAACUUGACUCUGCAGCGACCUUCCUUAAAUUAAAAGAUGUUUUUUUUUUCUCUUUAUUUUCUGAAGAUGGAUUUUUGGGCUAUUUUUACCUUUGUAAGACAGGACAGGUGAAGAGAGAAAGGAAAUGAUAGAAGGAGAGAGUGGAGCGUGAUGAGCAACUGACCUCAAACCAAUACCAAUGCCAUAAGGACAUGCCAUAAACACUUUACUACUGAGCUAAACCAACACCUCUGUUUUUCUUUGAUCUUAAUGAAGAGCAUCCUGAUGUGCAAAAAGAAGUGACAGAGGGAUCAUCAGGAUCACUGACUGAACAUAAAUAUGGACACUUCCAUUUCCUCCCAUUGUGAAAAAAACUGGCGCAGUGGAUGCCGGCAUAUUUUGCACAUGAUGCGUUAUGAGGCCAGGACAUGCAGAAGUGAUCUGAUCGGUGGAGUCGUGGUAUUUCUGCUGUUCUCUUCCUCUAACCAGACAGACAAUAAAGCUUUAAAGCCCAGGUGGGUCCAGUCUUCAGCAGAACAGAACCUGAGAGGGUUUGGAGCAGACGCUCACAGUUAUUAAAAGUUCAAUGACUCUUGUGAUGAUUCUGUCACUUUAACUCUAGAGGAAGGAAAAAGAAAGUCAGCUGAAUUGUUUUGUUGAAAUAUUUUUUCAUUUAGGAACUUUAAUUUGACUUUCAAAUCAGCAAUGAACAUGCGCAUCACCUGAAAAUUAAAGUCUGCAAACUGGG